AUGGCGCCUCGCUGGUUUAAGAAAGUCGAAUCUAAGGCCAAAAAGCUGUUGUCUCAUUCGGCUCCUUCACCAUCACCUUCGCUGAUAACGUCUCAGCCUGCAUCCGGACCAGUAACUCAAGUAACAUCCCAGUCAACGCCUUCCCCACCCACCUCGAUAGAUACUGAAACCUUGCCGCUGCUGAAACGACUUUGGAACCAGGCCUACGAUGACCUUAAAGCGAGCGAGCCCAAACUCAUCGAAGCGUACAAGAAGAUCCUAUUAGUUGGACUUCACCGAAAGGACCUGAGCUCUAUUACUUGUGAAUCAACGGAAAACGAGAUAGAGGGGGCUCUAGUUGGUCCGGGAUGGACUAGACCGGACGUAGAAAGCAGCGCCGCACUGGAAGCUGCUAUCGCCUGGGUUAGCGUCUGCCUUAGACUAGAGAUACUUUUGAACCCUGUCACCGAGGUACGUGAUAAUUGCAAAGGCAUUGCCUACGUCCUAUCCAAAAUAGAGUAG
Molecule: messenger RNA, 501 nt
Organism: Clonostachys solani
Lineage: Eukaryota; Fungi; Ascomycota; Sordariomycetes; Hypocreales; Bionectriaceae
Source: the annotation of a GenBank genome assembly